Messenger RNA from Pelodiscus sinensis (Chinese soft-shelled turtle), 3433 nucleotides. Its product is annotated as gasdermin-A. The record is from RefSeq and is a predicted model, not a curated record. NCBI's taxonomy places the organism in Eukaryota, Metazoa, Chordata, Testudines, Trionychidae. Gene Ontology annotation, molecular function: phosphatidylserine binding; phosphatidylinositol-4,5-bisphosphate binding; phosphatidylinositol-4-phosphate binding. Gene Ontology annotation, biological process: defense response to bacterium; pyroptotic inflammatory response.
UAAAGAGUGACGCGUAAUUGUGUGUCAGAGAGCUGCUGCCUUGUGUGCAGGGGUAGCGUCUGUUAAAAUGUCAUUCAGAAGUGGUGGGGGGGACCAGCCCCCUUCACUAGACACUUGUAAGUGAUCUGGGAGACACAGCAAUGAAACGCUAGUCCAAAAAUUACAGAAGAAGCCACACUCUUGAUUUCCCAAAACUUUGCAUGGAAACCACUUCUGCAAACCAGGGAGCGGUGUGAAAUGGGUCACACAUGGCAGCUCUGAAUCAGAAGACCAAUGAGGGGCCAUUCUUAGCAUGGAGAGUUGGAGAAAAUAGGGAAGAUUCCAAAGAAAGCUUCGAGGGGGAUUAUUAAAAAAAAAAAAAAAACUGGGGAGAAGAGGGACUUGAGAGAGUCUUGAAUUUUUUAAUAUGCCUGCAGCCAGGAUGAUGGUGAUCCCAGAGUGAAAUUCAACCCUUGUGCAAAGUGCCUAAAUGAGCUAGAUGCUUGGCUCCCCUUGGCUUUCAAUGGGAUUUAGGUCCCUAACUCACUUAGGCCUUAGUGAAAAUCUUCCCCCAUGCCUUGAGAGCUGGCGCUGUGCUUAGCAGUCAGGGUGAAUUCCAACACUGCCGCUGCUUUGCAUUGUAGUUUUGUCUGCUGAAGCAAAAACGGGAACAAAAUCUGUAACGAUAAACCAGUUCGUAGACAUUGGCCUGGCUUAAGUCAUUUAUGUCAUCUGCUGACCUGGCACCAUACUGCCCUUUGACAUGAUCCAGCUGACUGGGACAUUCUUCUCUCCCCUGCCCUGAGAUCUAAGGUGGUUUAGUCAAUGAGGGUUUAUUUAACACCACAGCAGCUGCAGUGUAUAAAUAAUUUAAAUAUUAAAAGAACGGUACUGGUCCUCAAAGAGGGGGCAAUAGCUGGGUCGCUGUUGGUGGUAGCACAACCAAAAUCUCAUCAUGCAUAUUGUGAUUUUCUUUUUUUAAACAGUGAGAGACAAUGCUUUGAUUUCCCAUCGUGCAUACAAUAGGUACCUAUUUUUAAGUGUGCGUGCGCAUAAUUCACACUUUGGGUCAAUUUCAGUGAGCAAAAUCAGUUCUGUAUAGAACGUUCUUGCAUUGUACAUAGAAUUUUAGUUGUGUUUUUUUCCAAUUCCCUCUUGGUGGGCGGGGGGGGGAAUAAUGCAAAAAAGUUUCAUCUAGAGGAACUUUCUAAGACAAAGUGUGAAUAUUAUUUUUAUUACUCCUUUGUACAGUAUUCUAAGAGAAACUAAUAAAGGUCAGUAUUCAUGUAACAACCUGUCUGGGCUCUUUACAUUUCCUGGGUAUGUGAAGCAAUUCUAUUUUGGUCACACACUGCACUGCCAAGAGUGGAGAAAAAAACAGAGUAAAUGGCAAAUGAGUAUCAUAUAGCAAACCCAUGCUGGGAGCUUAAUUGGCUCUUCCUAUACUGUAGCACAUAAAGGCAUAACAAGAUCCAAGAGCCAGAGGGUGACGUAAGCAAACUGCACAUUGGAAACAUGAUGCAUAUUUUUAACUGUGAGGAUUAUCUGUCCUUGGAACAGAUCCACGAGGGAUCAGAUGGAUUCUCCAGCACUUGAAGUUUUCCUGUGGAGAGUGGUUGUCUUUAAAAGAUAUGUCCCUGUUCAAUCACAACUUGUUGGCCUGGAGCUCAAGGUCCAUCAGGCUGCAGCCAGGAUGUUCUACAAGGUAACCAAACAGCUGGUAAAGCAGCUGGUUCCAGAUGGAGAUCUGCUCCCGGUUUGCAAUCUUAUUGAUCAAGAUCACUUCCGACCCCUAUGCCUAGUUCGAAGGAAACCAAAAAAAGCAUUCUGCAGGACUCUCCACUACGCCAAAACAGGAUUUAGGCUCUGGGACAUUCUGGUACCUGGAGAGGACAGCACACAUCUAGAUGUUCAGGAUUCAGGCCCAAUCACUGUUGUGGACUGUGUGGACGGUACAUUAAAGGGCAGUGUUAAGGUGCCUGUUGACUUUGGGAGAAUGGAAGCGAUGGGAGCGGCCAGCACCUAUCAAGUGAAGUCCAUCAAGAUGAAAAAAGUUCAUGUCAGCCCAGCAAACCUUGAGUUACUAAAGAAAGAAAGGAAAAUCAACAUGAACUCUUCCUUCAUUAAACAGCUAAGGGAGAGCAGAGAGAACUUGUACGUGAUCUACGAGGCUGUACAGGCUUUAGAGGAGACCACAUUUUUCAAGUCCAAUACCACGGAAGGCAGCAUUCUGAAUGAGAUCUAUGUCCAUUUUUCAUUAAAGGGCACUAGAGGCAGCAAAAGAGCCAUAAUUAUCCCUAAGGACUGUGUCCUGGCCUACAGAAUCUUGCCGCUUAUUAUUGCAGAUGAAUCAUGGGACCUGUCCUAUCAUCCAGGUGGUAAAACAUUUGUUGCAGACGGUGCAACAGAGGAAUAUGAUUAUUCCUAUGAUGGAGGAAUAGAUGACCUGAAGACAGAAGUUGAAAAUAAAUGUGCAGAGCUCUCGCAGUUGUCCACAGAUCUGCGUGCCAAAUUCUUAAAAUCAAUCAUAGCUGUGAUAAUAGAUAGCGACCUCUUGCAAGAACUCAAAUUCAAGCUAGAAGAGGCUUUUGAAGAUGCUGACAAAUGUGAGCUGAAGAGUGACAAUCCAGACUUGGAAGAUUUGCUAAACAACUUACAGGAUUCUGCAGGAAGCAUAAACCUUUUCCUUGUUGAUCCAGUUCUCUACACUCUUCACGCACUUGAAGAGUUAACUGAGGAUCAGUUACUGCGGCUGGCACAGUCUGUGGAGAAGAAGAUUGUACCCAAACAGCUUGAGCUGGUCAAGAGCAUCUUGAAGCAAGAAGCUUCCAGUUUGGAUGCCAACAUAAUCUCCUCCCUGCAAGAGGAGGAACUGAACAUAACCAAGGCAAUGAUAGAGAUGGAUGGAGUGAAGCUGCAGAGAAAUGGACUUUAUCCCAUUAAGACUGGGGACAUGGCUGCUUUUGCAGCCUUCAGUGCAUUGUAUGUAGCCUUGUAUGCUUUACAUCUUCUGUCUAGGUCAGAGUAGACAUACCGCCUUUCCUCACAUUAGAAGGGAAGUCAAGAAACACAAUCAACCUCAGAAAAUGUUUUUAAGUGAGAUUUUCCUCUACAAAAAGAAUCUCAAUUUUUAUACACACCCAUCUACUGUAGCAAGCUUAUUUUGAUUUAGAUUAGACUCUCUUCGUAUGUCCUCAAUGCUGCUUCUUGAUCAGAGAAAGGGAUUGUUACAAGUUGCCUGGCAGCCAAAGAAAGUGAGAAACCAGAACCAAGAAUUAAAACACUGGAUGCCAUGAACUUGUCUGCAGUAUUUUGUAUGAGCCAAAUUUUGCCCUAGAAUAUAAAGCUUAGUUUGCGUGUUUUGUUUUGUAACCUACAUUGUUCUUUCUGCUACCUCUCAUGACCACUUAAACCCCUUCCUUUUAUACUCAAUAAAAUCACUUUUAUCAAUAAA